Molecule: messenger RNA, 738 nt
Organism: Physeter macrocephalus (sperm whale)
Lineage: Eukaryota; Metazoa; Chordata; Mammalia; Artiodactyla; Physeteridae
Product: basic proline-rich protein-like
Exons: 4
Coding region: 1-738 (245 amino acids)
Source: RefSeq, a predicted model, not a curated record
AUGGGCUACUGCGAGGACAAAGAGGCGGCAACGCCGGUCUCCUCGCCGCGCAAGUUGCGGGUACCGCAGGGCCUGGGCUGUGGGCCCGCGGGCCCCGGGGAUGGCGUCGGAGCCGCGCUAACUCCGACGCGCGGGGCUCCCGGGCCGGGAGAGGAGCCGCCGGCUCGGCGUCCCCCGACCCAUGAGAGCCCCCACGGCGUCAGGGCCACCGAACACCGGGAUCCCGCCACUUCGGAGCCCCCCACCCGCCGGGACCCCCUCCACCUCAGGGCCCCCGACUCCUGCGACCCCCGGCACUUUGCAGUCCCCGACUCGCCGGAGCCCCUCUCCUCACACCUCGGAGCCUCCGACCGCCCGGCACCCCCUCCACCUCUGGGUCCACCUGGCAGCUCCCGACUCCCUUGCUUCUCAGAUCCCUGUUCUGGGGCCGCAGACGCCCGCCUUCUCUUGGGACCGCCUACUCCCCAGGCCGGGGACUCCCUUUUGCCUCAGGGGCCCCCGUACCUGGACUACAGCCCCCUCAGCCUCGGGGACCCGCGCCUGGGGAUGCUUCCCAGCGGGAGGCUGAGGGGCAGGAGCUGUAUCCCGAGGAAGGAGCGGGGGGUGGGGGGGGCGGCGGCGGCCGCCGGGAGGGCUCCUCCUCACGAGGCCGCAGCGCCGGCCGGCGGACCCCAGACCCCGCGCCUGCGCAGCGGGCCACAGGCAGCCGCUACCAACCCGUGUCUCAGGUUUGGGUAG